GGAGCCUUUGUUUGCCGCGUAAGCUGCCUCAAACAAACACAUUGGUCUUUCCUUUGCUAAUCUCGCGAAUAUGCAAAGCUGCAAACACCAAAGCUGAGCAAAGUACCCGGACUGUGGAAACUCAGUCCACGGAGGAAGGCGCACUGCGCAGUCCGGAGAUUUCUUUUAAAAAUAUGGACGGAUUAGCGCGGAUUGGUACAGUCCAACUUGAAGACCCCUGAUAAACGAUUGGUGUGUAUGUUCAAAGGGAUAUUUUUCACUAAUAUUUUGCCAGAAGAGAAAGUGUAAAAAGUUACCUGUGCCAAGAAGGAGGAAAACCCCACUCUGCUUUUACGACUGUGACCAUGGACCCCACGAGUGCUCCGAGAGGAUGCGACCCCAGCAUCAGCUCCAUCUUUUACCAGCUGUGCGACCUGACCUCAGUGUGGGGCAUCGUGCUGGAGGCGUGUGCGGCUGCAGGCGUGGUCACUUCCUUUAUGCUCUUUCUGAUUCUUUUGGCCUCCUUACCGUUUGUGACAGACACGAAAAGAAAAGGUAUGGUGGCCCUGCAGGCCAGUAUUCUAGUCUUCACCUUGGGACUGUUUGGACUCACUUUUGCCUUCAUCGUGGACCGCUACUCUACAAGCUGUGUGGCACGGCGGUUCCUGUUCGGAGUGCUGUUUUCAGGCUGCCUGUCCUGUCUGGUGAUGCAUGGGCUGUGGCUGGUGCUGCUACAGAGGAGAGGCAGAGGACCUCGGAGUUGGAUGUUGUGGCUUGGAGCUCUGGGUCUCUGGCUAGUGGAAGUUAUCAUCAACACUGAAUGGCUCAUCCUCACUGAAGUCAGGAAUCCAUCCAGUGAACCUACUGUCCCAGACCUGCCGUGCAUCAUUGCCAACCAGGACUUUGUGAUGGCUCUCAUUUACGUCAUGGUUCUCCUGCUUGCUGUCAUCCUGAUCGCUUUGCCCUCGCUCAAACACAAGCACAAGCAGUGGAGGAGAGACGGCGCCUUCAUCCUUGUCACAGGGUUCUUCACCAGUGUCAUCUGGGUAACUUGGAUCGUGAUGUACACCUACGGAAAUCGAGCGUCUGGACACGCCAGCUGGGACGACCCCACUUUGGGAAUCGCUGUGGUGUCCAACGCUUGGAUAUUCCUGUGCUUCUACGCAAUUCCAGAGGUUUGUUUACUGACGCAACAGGACUCUGAGCAGGAGCAGCCCCCCGACGGGGAGCACGUCUAUCCUGCUCGGACUCUGGUGUAUGGCCCCAACCUGAAAGAGCCAGAGCCAACUCAGCAAAAUCUUUAUGUGGAGAAUAAGGCCUUCUCUAUGGAUGAGGCGUCAAUAGAUUCCACAAAGCCGGUGUCUCCAUAUGGAGUGUAUAACGGUCAGCCGCAGACCUGUGUGUACCAGCCCACAGAAAUAGCCUUAAUCGCCAAACAUCUGAAAGGGAUGGAUCGAGGUCCGGUGAUUCCUCGCGCCACAGCCCCACCUUUAAACCCAGGAAGUGGGAGGAGCUCUCUGUCCCGUUCAAUUGAAUCUUUAACAUCUCAAGAACUGUCGUAAAUUAACAAACUCCCAUUUUUUUGCAUGAUUUUUGUAGCUACUCUCAUUGAUGUGCAUCAGAGUGCUCUUAAUAUUUCGUAUUGUUAGUUUCACUUCUUUGGAAGUACUUUUUCUAUCCAUGUUGAAGCUUAUUCAAUCACAAAUCCAAACACUGAAGAUCAAUACAAAAUGUGGCUACAGUAAUGGCUGCAUUUAUAGUAAUUUAUUAUGUUUUCAUCUGAUUUCUUUCCUAAUAGAACCUCAAAUAACAAGCCGAUGGUCAAACGGUGAAUAAGUGUUAGUCAUUAGACCGUGUUUACAAAUGUGUGAUAAAAGCAUCUUUCAUGGUGUGCAUCUUGUCAUUUAUUAUUACACUUAAAAGCACUAUUUAAAUCCUGGAUACAGAACAAAUCACGAAGUCGGGUCACUAAGAGGAAGGAAAGCUUUGACCAGAGCAGGAAUUUACAUACGUUUCCUUGAUAAGCCUCAAUUGGCGCCACGCAGUGACUAUCAUUCAGGCUGAGAAUGUAGGUUACACUAUUUAAAUGUAUGAUUAUUUCAUCUGGGAUUGUUUUGAGAAGAAAAACAAAGCUAACAGAGUUGUGAAGA
This is a messenger RNA of Oryzias melastigma (Indian medaka), 2129 nucleotides long. Its product is annotated as G-protein coupled receptor family C group 5 member C. Gene Ontology annotation, molecular function: G protein-coupled receptor activity; protein kinase activator activity. The transcript is spliced from 4 exons. Bases 345 to 1541 code for a protein of 398 amino acids. The record is from RefSeq and is a predicted model, not a curated record. Lineage: Eukaryota; Metazoa; Chordata; Actinopteri; Beloniformes; Adrianichthyidae. Gene Ontology annotation, cellular component: signaling receptor complex; intracellular membrane-bounded organelle; extracellular exosome. Gene Ontology annotation, biological process: G protein-coupled receptor signaling pathway.